AUGCCGCACGCCACGCUCAGCCACGUGCUGGGCCCUCUGCCUCCCCCGAGCGCGCUCGGCGCCGCGCAAAGCGGCAGCCAGCAGGGCGAGUUUCAGGCACAGGAGUCGCCACCAUUGUUCCCGGCGGAUGCGGAUGAUUAUGAUGCUGCCUCUGACGAGCCGAUCGUGCUGCAGCACCGGCCGAGUUGGCUCAACUCGCCGCUUUAUACCUUUGCGACCCUCAAUUCGGAAGUCCCCCAGCCGAUAUCUCAAGAGCAGCUGCAGCAGCAACGGGAAAAGCAGGCUGGCACGUUCAACCCCUCCUCCUCCCAACCCCUUCCCGCCGCCCAUCCCUCUCGCACCUUGCAAGUCGAAUUCUUCCUCUCCUCCUCCCUCCCGCCUAUGGAUGCAUCUAUCAGCACCCUUGCUGACGUGGACGAUUCCUCCCAGCUUCACACCUCCAUCCAGCGCUGCUACAGCCUGCUACAGCCGUCCACAGCCGUACAGGAGCUGAUAGCCAACGAGAACCUGACACGUGUCCAGCACAGCACAGCUGUCUACGUAGAACCUGUAUCCCUCUACCCUCUCAACCCCCUCUGCACAAGCUGCCACCCUCACCACACAGUCAACUGCACCACCCGCCGCCUCAUGUGGUUUUUUCUCGGGCAGCCCGAAGGCGACGCUACAGUGGCGGGUUUCUGGCCGUCGCAGGCGCUGGCUGUGGCGCACACCUUCCACCCCUCCCGCCAGCCGCACCUUCUCCGCGCCACCCUGCGCCGCUCCGCCCUCUGCCGCCCCAACCCCGCGUGGGGGGACGCGCUCCCCCCGCCCAUCCCCCCCGCGGAACCCACUUUGAAGGAGAUUGCAGAGCGGGAGGCGCUGAGGAGGAGUUCUGGGUGGUUUGGCUGGUGGGUGGGGAGAGGCAGGGAGGGAGGCGGGAGGGGCGGAAGUGACGGGAGUGGCAGGAGUGGCGGGAGUGCUGAGAGUGAAGGGAUGGAGCAGGGGGAGCGAGGGGUGGGCGCAUGGGUAGAAUGCGCGCAGCUGGAAGCAGCGGAGCUAUUCACUCUCGCAUCCGCCCAGGGGCUCAUUCACCUGCAGCACUCCCCCCAGGCGGACCUCAUCCGCGCGCAGGCCUCCGCCAGGGGCAGAUCCCCCUGCAUGCGCGACGUGCUGGUCGCCCCGGAGACGGUUCCUCGGGGUGUGGCGCCCGUGCCAGUGGCUGUGGGGGGGGACAAUGAGGGAGAGGGGGCAGCAGAGGGGAGUGGGGAGGGGAGAGCGAGUGGUGGAGUGUUUGAGGAGGAGCGUGGGUUGUGCCAUGCGCCGUUCAUCGUGCCGAUUCACAAACACCGCAUGGGCAGGCAACUGAACGUGGAUGACACAGUGGGACUUGUAUACUGCGAGCUGCAAAAGGUCGGAUCCACCAGUUGGAAGUUUUGGAUUCGGCAGCAGCACCACCACCCCCACCCCAACCAGUUCCCAGAAGCCCAACUCCCAGCCACCAGCAACAUCACCGAGGUCUGGUAUUCGCUCUCCGAACCUGACGCCAUCCGAGCCAUCACCCGAACCGACUACACCAGGUUCGUGUUCGUCCGCCAGCCAUUCACCAGAAUCGUAUCUGCGUAUCUCAACAAGCACGUGACGGGCGGCGGCCCCAAGGAUUACGGGCGGCGGUUCUGGGCGAGAAGAUUUUUCGGGCAGCUUUGGAUGCUACGAGCCAGGGACCGGCUCAGAUAUCGGGGAAACGAGGGAGAUAUUUUUGCUGGAGGGGCAGCAGGGGAGGAAGAAGGCGCAGUGGCACAAUCAGCAGAGGCAGCAGAAGGAGGGGGUUGGCGGAAACGCAGCAGCAGUUGGUGGGGGGUGUGGAAAGACAAGAUAGAGAUGGAGAUGGGGCGACUUCUGUCGUUUGAGGAGUUUGUGCGACUGCUGGGGGAUGCCUGGGACGAGGACAGGCGCUGGUUCCUUGACGAGCAUAUUGCCCCCCAGGAAGCAGGCAUUGAUGUUCCAUACCCGAACCCCCUUCUCUGUGCUCCACCCCCCUCCUCCCCUCCCCACCGCCUCCUCCCCUCACACACACCUUCACCCCUCCCACAUCAGAAACCCCUUCCCAAUGCUCCACCUCCCUCCGUCCCUCUGCUUCCCUCUCUAACUCCUCCCCCCGCAACCCACAGAACAUCCUGUAACAUCCUGUGUGGGCUGGACCGCAUACGCUACGACUAUGUGGGGCGCUUUGAGAGCAUGGACGCGGACGUGAAGGCCCUCAUGCACCGCUUUGGGAGGGACCCGGGCGACGCCUUUGACUUUGGCAAGAAGAUCCACCCCACCAAGUCCAGAGACCAGCUUCCAAAUUUGUUCAAGAAUAAGGAGACGUACGACAUUGUGAGGCGAGUGUACGGCAUGGACAUGCACGCGCCUUUGAACAACAUCUCCUACGCUCCCCCCGAGGAGCUCCGGAGAAUCUUCGAAGAGGGGGCGGGCAGAUGA
This is a messenger RNA of Closterium sp. Naga37s-1, 2460 nucleotides long. The record is from the annotation of a GenBank genome assembly. NCBI's taxonomy places the organism in Eukaryota, Viridiplantae, Streptophyta, Zygnematophyceae, Desmidiales, Closteriaceae.